Molecule: messenger RNA, 2919 nt
Organism: Chelmon rostratus (copperband butterflyfish)
Lineage: Eukaryota; Metazoa; Chordata; Actinopteri; Chaetodontiformes; Chaetodontidae
Gene: gab3
Product: GRB2 associated binding protein 3
Exons: 10
Coding region: 1-1725 (574 amino acids)
Source: RefSeq, a predicted model, not a curated record
AUGCUUCGCAGUGCUCUCAGUUUCACAGCAGCAGCAGCAGCCGCCGCAGCCGCGAGGACGACACGCUCUGCAGUCAAGAUGAGUGCUGGGGAUGUGGUCUGCGCCGGCUGGCUUAUUAAAUCCCCCCCGGAGAAGAAACUGAAGAGAUUUGCGUGGAGGAAACGCUGGUUUGUGCUGCGGAGAGGUCGCAUGAGCGGUAACCCCGAUGUGCUGGAGUACUAUCAGAGUAAGAACUCCAAAAAGCCAAUCCGCAUCAUCGACCUGAAAGAGUGCGAGGUGGAAAUGUUGAACGGGCAACUCAGGGUCAAGCGGGACUUCCAUGGGAAGCACCUGUUUGUGGUGAAGACUUCGUCCCGCGUUUUUUACCUGGUGGCCAAAACGGAGGAGGAGAUGAACAGCUGGAUCAACAGCAUCAGUCAGAUUUGCCAGUUCGGGAGCCUGGAGGAUGCAGAGAGCUCAGAAGAAGGCUUUCCCCAAACCCCCACCUCCCUUCAGCCGUCACCUGACUACCUCUUACUCACACAGUGUGAGACGGGGAGUAUAAGCACCAGUCGACAUGACAGCUUUUCAAACUCUGAGAUCUCUCUGGAGCAGAAGUCAUCGGACGAGGCUGUCAAGGACAUUGUCCCCUCACCUCUUUACACCGACUCCUCUUCAUCAUCCAUCUCUCAUCCCAGCCCCAGCCCAUCUCUUUUCCUGCAUGGGAGGUUGAGUAACCCUCCCCUCAGCGCUCCAUGCGCCUCCAUGGCCUUGCCGUCAUCCUCCUCCUCUCCACUACAUCACUGUGCCACAAGUGUCUUCCAGUUUGACAAACUUUAUUCCUCUGCAUCGCUUGAGGCGACGAGUGACAGACAGACGCCUCCCCCGCUGCCGCCCAAGCCCAAUCACCCAUCAGAGCAGAAAAGUGAUGAAAGCGCUCACAAGCCGAGACCAAUGAGCGCGCGGCAUUUCUCAAACCACGCUGCAUUAUUUCCCAGGAGGACCUCUUUGUCAGGCCUGGACCAUUUCAGAAUAGGAGAUGCUGAUAGUCGAUCGAUGAGGAACAGGAGGCAGAGUCUUAAUUUGCCUUGUUUAAGUACCGUACGAGUUCAAAGCUUCCAGGAUGAGUCAUAUGUCCCCAUGGCUUCCCCUUCUCCGUCUGUUACCACCGCUGAAUGUGAUGGUUACAUCCCCAUGAGCCCGAGGGCAUUCACUUUCCUAAAUGCAACCUGCAGUGCUGAGUCCUCCACGACUCUGAGCCCGCUCGUGUGUCAACCUGGAGAUUUCGCACCGCCUCCGAUUCACCGGCAUCUCAAGCCUCGCUUGAGGAGAGCUCGACCCCCACCUCUCGACUUGAGAGGCCUCUCCACAAUCACAGAAUGUCCCACUCAUCUACCUUUGAGCAGAGCAAUGACUGAAUCACGCUUUUCGGUGAACGGUUUACCUCCAGAAAGAAGACUUGAGAACGGGGACAAUUCAAGAGAUGACGACACAAACUGCGCAGCAAUUGAGUCAAUGCAACAGUUCUGUCUCACCUUUGACGGGGCGGUUCAAACCUGGGCAAGAAGAUCAAACCUUGACUAUUUGUCACUAGAUUUCAAUUCUGCAUCCCCAUCCCCUGUGCAGAAGAAGCCCUUUCUGUCUGAUGAGCACAGAGUGGAUUACGUGAAGGUGGAUGAAAAGAAGACUCAGGCACUGCAGAGCACCAAAAUGGAGUGGACUGAUGUCCGGCAGUCAAAAACAUAACUGGAAAAUAUGUGAAGAAAAAAAAAUCAGGAACACUUGGUUUCAAGAAGACCAACAAUAACACCAGCAAGGUGGACAUACACGAAGAGGACCAAAAACUAUCAAAAGCACUUUGAAAAACAGUAUUUAAAUGAAAGCACAAGAGUAAGUAAGCAGUAAGGUGCUUGUUUGCAGGGUGGAAACACAAAAUUGCACUGUAAAAACCUAAUUAACUCUCAGUAUGUCUGUACUGCAAAUAAUGCCAGAUUGUGCACUGUAUCACAAUGAUUUUUACUGUAGCAUUAAGUUUGACCAAAUGAAAAUGAAUGAAAGGGCAUCAUAUUGCUUCAAUGUAAAACAAAUCUUCAAGACUUUCUGUAAAUGUAUGUAUAGUAAUUGUGACUGUAAAGAAAACAAAUAUUUUAAUGAUUUUCUUCCUCUUUUUUUGUAUUUUUCUCCUUCCUUAUGUACCAUGAACCAGAAUGAUCCAUCAUGAGCUUCUCCUUCUCCCAAACUUAAAGCGAACUUCUCUUUCUGUGACCUUCAAAUUGAAGAUGUUUUUCACUUGUUUUGGUUCUGCGAUUGCACCGAGAGAUUCUGGAAACAAAUAAUAGGUAUUGUUUCCUGUAUAUCCCCACAAAUUAUAAUUGGGUAUACAGAGCUUCUAGUUCAGGCAUCUCAAGCCGGUUCCAUAAAGGGCUGCGUGGCUGCAAGUUUUCAUUCCAACCAAGGAGGAACACACCAGGCUGGAAUCAAUUAAUCAGCUGAUCUCAGUCUUCAGCUGAUAACUAAGUGAUCCCUUGAUGUUGAUUGGUUGGCCUGAUGUGCUCCUCCUGGGUUGGAAUGAAAACCUGCAGCCACGCGGCCCUUUAUGGAACCGGUUUGAGAUGCCUGUUCUAGUUUAAUAUCACAUCCAUGAGUCAAAGAAGCAAACCAUCGUUCUCUGUUUUUGUGCAAUGAGCAAUGUCAGAAAUUAUAUUGAAAUAAUUUCUUUCUCUUUUGAAGAAAAAGGCUGUUGUAACUGCAGUUAACAGAUCCAUUUUUUGUGUAACUUCCCCCCAUUUCCUUUACAUCUAAUGUCUUUUUUUAAUUUAUUGUGUUUUGGUUAUUUAUUUAAUUACUGUCUUUGGUCUGUUGUACGAGUCUUCCCCUGUGGCAUGGUCUCAUGUUUAUGCCCUGAAAGCUAUAAAUAAAAUUUAUAUAUUUAAAAAACUU